AUGUAUCAAUAUCAAAAGUUUGUGUUGUUAUCAGUUUUUCUGCUCUUUAUUCAGCAAACUUCAGAAUCACCAGUAGAAAAAACAAGAAAAAUAAAACCCGAAAAAGUGGAUUUGAAUGUUGAAGUUUUUUGUGUUACCAACUCAAGUUGUAUAAAUAAUGUCUUAAAUAAAAUUGUGAAAGCUUUGAUGACAAGAAAAAUAAUAAAUUUAGGACUGUUUUCAAUAGAACCAGUGAAAAAUAUCAAAGAAGUAAAAGGUAGAUCGCUAUCGAAAAUUUGGAAAAUUAUAAGCAACAAUGCUUUGCGUGUGCCUUUUGGUGACUAUUCAUUGACGCUUCAGAAAUCACAGGAAUACGAAAAUUUCAUGGAUGUUUCCAUUGGAAAGGUUGUCGAAGGCAGAGGCCCUUUUGAGAGAAAGCAAUUACAAUUCUUUGUUCCAGCUUUUCUAGUAGCAUCACAAGCUGGUUGGUGGCUUUUAGCGUUAGCUGGUGUUACGAUUUUGUCUACCAAAGCUUUUAUAGUUGCUAAGCUUGCUCUUAGUAUUGGAGUUAUUUUGACUUUAAGGAAAAUGUUUGAAAAUUAUUAUGGAAUAACGCAAUAUUAUGAACCCCAGGAACCUAUGAUGGUACCGUAUAAUUAUGACAUUAGUGGAUAUAGUGGACCAAGCGGGUUUCCCAAUGAGUUUCAUCCAUCAUUCCAAAUUGGACCUGAACACACUGCAGCGUUGCAUUCAAACGGUGCUCUUGGCUCAGAAUCAAAUCAUGUUGUGACGAACAUUACUGGAAACCAUGUGACUCCACCCCUUUUAACAUCCUCUUUCACAACAAUAGCCAGACAUCCUUCGGUAAAUUUUAACUACCUCGCCAAAAGCCCGUAUUUAUUUAGGAAGCCUUAAAAAACAAAAUAUGAAAACCAAAAACCUCUGAUCAAAUUGGAAAAAAUGUUCACUUAUUUAACGUAACGAAAAUCUGUUGAUUCUUCUUUAAGCUAUUUAUUUAACUUCUUGACCCUGAAUUGAACAACCAAAGAACCGAAAAAUAAAAGAAUAUAAAAAAAAUAUAAGUAAUUUACAUUAUGAAGAGAAAAGUUUGUGAGCAUUAAGAGCUUUUGUGGGUGAACAGAAUCUUUAAAAAAGGAUUUGUGAUUUUAAAAAAGGCAUCCUAUGCAAGCUUUAAAUACAAUAAAUAAAAUGUUUAUUUGUACACCCU
Molecule: messenger RNA, 1207 nt
Organism: Clunio marinus
Lineage: Eukaryota; Metazoa; Arthropoda; Insecta; Diptera; Chironomidae
Source: the annotation of a GenBank genome assembly